Messenger RNA from Coccomyxa subellipsoidea C-169, 5016 nucleotides. Its product is annotated as beta and beta-prime subunits of DNA dependent RNA-polymerase. The record is from RefSeq and is a predicted model, not a curated record. Bases 1 to 5016 code for a protein of 1671 amino acids. Lineage: Eukaryota; Viridiplantae; Chlorophyta; Trebouxiophyceae; Coccomyxaceae. Gene Ontology annotation, cellular component: RNA polymerase I complex. The transcript is spliced from 30 exons. Gene Ontology annotation, molecular function: DNA binding; DNA-directed RNA polymerase activity. Gene Ontology annotation, biological process: DNA-templated transcription.
AUGUCUGCCAUCCCAAGUCGGGAGGUGACGUCGGCGCAAGUUUCAGCAAUUUCCUUCGGUUUCUACAGUGACGAAGAGAUACGCGCACUUAGUGUCAAGCAGAUCGUGAGCCCCAUUGUGUUUGACAACCUGAGAAAUGCAGUACCUGGAGGCCUAUAUGACCCAGCCAUGGGGCCCCUGGAGCAGCAGGGACAGUGUGCCACAUGCAACCAGGGCUACAUGUCCUGUCCAGGGCACUUUGGACACAUUGAGCUGGCAGUACCCGUGUACAAUCCUCUUGUCUUCACGACGAUGUAUAAGCUGCUCAGAUGCACCUGCCUCCACUGCUUCAAGCUCAAGAUGCUCCAAACAGAGGUGGAGCAGUACAAGCGGAAGCUGGAGCUUCUGGCGGAGGGGAAGCUGGUAGAGGCGAUGCAUGUUGUCACUGGAGGCAGCAGCGCCACUGCCAAAGCUGUGGAGAAGAUUGGCGCAAAGCUGGCGGGUCUAGGGGAUGUUGAGGCUGCAGAGCGCCGCAGCUCCCAUGCAGCUGCAUCCACCUCCGCCGCAUCCGCUCACCGGGAGAAGAUGACUUCCCUCUCCCUCGAGGCCAUCCGAGAGACCGUGGGCGAGUUCUUCAGGCGCAUGCCUGUGCAGCAAUGCGCCAACUGCGGCGCUCAUGCCCCCGUCUUGAAACGGGACGGAUGCGCGAAGGUAUUCCAGAAGCCGCUGGACUUUAAGAAGGUGGAGAAGAACCGAUCGAAGGGCAUUGAAGUUACCAGCGCCCUUAAGACGUCCCGCAAGAACGAGAAUCUAAAUCAGUUGCACGUGCAUAGGCCGCGGUUCAUGACGGUGGCGGAGGUGCGCGAGGUGAUGCGGCGCAUGUGGACGCGAAACGCCGACGCGCUGUCGCUCAUGUACGCGCAGGACUCGCGGCUGCGCAUCUUUGGCUUCAGCGCAGGCGCCGGUGGGGCGCAGCCGGGGGCGUUCGAGGAUGCGUACAACAUGUUCUUCCUGCAGGUCGUCCCCGUGGCCCCCAACCGCGUGCGGCCGCCCAGCUUUAUUGGCGACGCCGCCUUCGAACACCCCCACAACAUCGCCCUCACCCGGAUCAUCAAUGCAAAUCUGGAGCUGGUGAGCCAAGCGGCGGAGCCGGUGGGGGCCACAGAGAAGAUUCCGGAGAACAGGGUGGUGCUGCGGCAGAAGGGCCUGGCGGACAGCCUCAGGACAUGGCUGGCGCUGCAGGGGCACGUCAACUCCCUCCUCGACUCCACCACUGCCGGCCCCGGCGCCAAGGGCGAUGUGCAGGGGAUAAGGCAGCAGCUGGAGAAGAAGGAGGGUCUGUUCCGCAAGAACAUGAUGGGCAAGCGCGUCAACUUUGCUGCGCGCUCCGUCAUCUCCCCGGACCCCUACCUGGCCGCGGGGGAAAUCGGCGUGCCGCCCUACUUUGCCGUGCGCCUGUCCUUCCCCGAGCGCGUCACUCCCUGGAAUGUGGCGGAGCUGCGCGAGAUGGUGAUCAGGGGUGCUCAUGAGCAUCCGGGCGCAGUGGCAGUGGAGGACGAGCUGGGACGAGUCAUCCUGCUGCACAAGCUCCCGCUCAAUAGGAGGGAGGCGGUGGCGAAGCUGCUGCUGUCCAAGGCAGGCAUGGAGGAGGCCGGUGCGCGCGGGCGGAAGAUUGGAAGCCCGGUCAGCGGCGGGAGCGGCGCGGGCAAGAUUGUGUACCGGCACCUGCGAGACGGCGAUCUGCUGCUGACUAACCGUCAGCCCACACUCCACAAGCCCGGCCUCAUGGCCCAUCGCGCACGUGUCCUCAAGGGAGAGCGGGUGAUCCGCAUGCACUACGCCAAUUGCGCGACCUUCAACGCGGACUUUGACGGCGACGAGAUCAACCUGCACCUGCCGCAGGACAACCACGGCCGCGCCGAGGGCUACGGCAUCGUCCACGCCGACGAGCAGUACAUCGUGCCCACAGACGGCAAGCCUGUGCGCGGCCUCAUCCAGGAUCACGUGGUGGGCGGGGUGAAGCUGACAAAGCGGGACACCUUUUUGACGCGGUCGGACUUCAUGCAGCUGGUGUACGCAUGCUGCUCGCCCGCACGGCCCGGCCUCAAGGACGUUACCGACCUACAAGUGCCCCCUCCCACCAUCUGGAAGCCGCAGCCCCUCUGGACCGGCAAACAGGCGAGCCACCUCUUGACCUACAUAUUCACUUUGGGGAUGCCACCGCUGACGCUGCGGGCGGGGACCAAGGUGCCGGCGGACUUCUGGGGCAAGGGCGGCACCAGCGGCGAAGGCAAAAUGCUGGUGGUUAACGGCGAGCUCGUGACCGGCGUGCUCGACAAGGCAGUCUUUGGCAAGUUCGGUCUCGUCCACGCCGUGCAGGACCUGUACGGCAACGCGGUGGCGGGCAGCUUCAUAAGCGCGCUGUCGCGGCUGCUGACGUACUUCCUGCAGAUGCAAGGCUUCACCUGCGGCUACGACGACCUGCUGCUUGUCAAGCGGGCCGAGCGUGCGCGGACGGAGCUGCUGGACACCGCGGAGACGGCCGCACUGGCCGCCUCGGCGCGCUUCGAGGAGGUUUGGGAGGGAACGCGCGGCGCGAUUCAGAAGGCGCUGGCGCAGCGGUACCGGCAGAGCAAGGAGGCCGGGGCAGGGCACGAUGCGGUGGCGACGGCGGCGCUGCACCCUCUGGGCAGCGACGUGGUCAAGGUCUGCCUGCCAGAUGGGCAGCAGAAGCCUUUCCCGCUCAACUGCCUCUCCCUCAUGACAGUCUCUGGUGCCAAGGGCUCCAAUGUCAACUUCUCCCAGAUCUCCGCCCUGCUGGGCCAGCAGGCAUGCACCUCACUUCCUUUGCUUCCUGAGCUGGAGGGCAGGCGAGUGCCGCGGAUGGCAUCAGGUAAGACGCUGCCGUGCUUUGCGCCGUUCGACCCGGGUGCUCGCUCCGGCGGCUUCAUCGGCGACCGCUUCCUCACCGGCCUCAGGCCCCAGGAGUACUACUUCCACUGCAUGGCGGGGCGCGAGGGGCUGGUGGACACGACGGUGAAGACUAGCCGCAGCGGCUACCUGCAGCGCUGCCUCAUCAAGAAUCUGGAACCCCUGCGCAUCCACUACGACCACACCUUAGUGGUGCGCAGGUCGAUUGUGCAGUUUGCGUACGGGGAGGACGGCAUAGACGUGACGGCGCGCUCGUUCAUGCGCGAGUUUGGGUUCUUGGCGCGCAACGCCGACCGCUUCACGCAGCAGGUCGACCCGGCCGGCGCCGAGCGCGCCAGCCGCCUCAGCAGCCUUGGGCAGGUGAACAAGGCUGCGCGCGAUGCGCCUCUGACGGCAGACCUGCCGCUUACGGCGCUGGGCGUGACGUCGGAGGCGUUCCAGGACGCGCUGGGCAGCUUCGUGCGCUCCAACCCCGAGGGCGUUCUGCAGAGCGCGGCGAAGAAGGCAGCGGAGGCCGACGCGGCGGCUGCGAGCGACCUUGCGCCGCGCUCGCCGGAGGGCUUUGCGCGGCUGAUGGAGCUCAAGUUUCUGCGCGCGCUGGCCGCCCCGGGCGAGGCCGUGGGUGUGCUGGCCGGGCAAAGCAUUGGGGAGCCCUCCACCCAGAUGACCCUCAACACCUUCCAUAUGGCAGGUCGCGGUGAGGCGAACGUGACGCUGGGGAUUCCGCGGCUGCGUGAGCUGCUGAUGACGGCGGCGCAGAGCAUCAAGACGCCUAUCAUGACACUGCCGAUGCUGCCGGACCGCGACAAGACCGACGCUGCCGCCCUCGCCAACCGCCUGCGCCGCCUGCGCCUCGCAGAGGUUCGCUGCCGCUAUAAGUUGCUCUCUUUUGCCAAUGGGGGCAGCGGCGGCAGGGGCCGCGAGUACAAGGUGGCCAUGCGAUUUGCAGACCCUGCUAAGUACCCCCCAGAGGCCAACAUCUCCUACGAGGAGGUGGUGGAGGCGUUCCAGGAGCCCUUCCUGCACCGGUUGAUGGCGACGCUGAAGAAGGAGAUGCGCAAGCUGAGCCCCAGCGAAGCAGUCGGCAGCAUCUCCAUCGCCAAGCUCGGCGGCGAAGAGGAGGGCUUCGGCGCCUCCGGCCCCGGCCCCGGCGCCGGCAGCGGCGAUGACGACGGCGCCGCGGCCGCGCGCAAGAGCGAGAAGGAUGACGAAAAUGAGAACGAGGAGCUGGAUGAAGAGAAUGUGGAGGGGAAGCUGGCGUGGCAGGGCGGGCGCACAGAGGAGGCCACCUACGAGGCCGGAGACGCAGAGGACAAAGCCGCCAGUGCAGCCGCGCAAGCACAGGCCGCGCGGCAGGCCGGCGAAUACGAGGAUGAGGAUGAAGACGGCGAAGUGAGACCCGGAAGCGAGGAGCCUGCACCGGACGCGGUGGCGCCAGCGGCUGAGGCAGCGGGCAAGGGUACGAAGAAGGGGCAGGACAUCCGCGCCAUGUCUCGCGUUGACCUGGAAGCACGCACAUGCGAAGCUGCGCUGACUGUGCCCCUAGACGCGCCCAAGGUGCUCAUGCUCAAGCUGGUCGAGCAGGCGGCGGCCGAAACUCUGCUGCGCGCCACUCCCGGCAUCGAGCGCUGCUAUGUGGUGGAGAAGAAGCCGGGAGAGAAGGGCCCCGCGGUUACAGUCCAGACAGACGGCAUCAAUUUCGAGGGCGCCUGGGCCAACUAUGACCUCGUGGACGUCACAGCCGUGACCGCCAACGAUGUGGGUGCGGUGCUGCGCACGUUUGGGGUUGAGGCCGCACGCGCGACCGUGGUGGCUGAGGUCAGCUCCGUCUUUGGCGCGUAUGGCAUCGGCGUGGACCCACGCCACCUCAGCCUCAUCUCCGACCACAUGACCCACCAGGGCGGGUACCAGCCGCUGAAUCGCAUGGGCAUCGAGGGCAGCGCGUCGCCCUUCCUCAAGGUCACCUUUGAGACAGCCGCGCACUUUUUGACCGACGCCACGCUCAAGGGCUCCACCGAUGACCUGGCGUCCCCGGCCUCGCGCAUCGUGGCCGGCCGCGUCGUGGGCGUGGGCACCGGCUCCUGCGAGCUCAUCCAAGCCCUCUGA